ACGAGGGCCCAGAAAGGACGAAAUGUCUGCGCGGGCGCUGUGGCUGGCUUUUCGGAGUGGGCUUGGCGGGCGUCAAGCCUUCUCCACCAAGGUGAAUCUUCAGGGAAGUGGUCGCAUCACUGUCGAGGUGAUCGAGCACUUGGAACGUCUAGCGCUUGUGGACUUCGGCAGCCGUGAAGCUGUGGCGCGGCUGGAAAAAGCUAUCGCUUUCGCCGACCGCCUGCGUGAGGUGGACACGGACGGAGUGGAGCCCAUGGAGUCCGUACUGGAGGACAGAUGUCUAUACUUGAGAUCUGACAAUGUAGCAGAAGGCAACUGUGCUGAAGAACUACUACAAAACUCCCGUCAAGUUGUGGAGGAGUAUUUCGUGGCUCCCCCAGGUAAUAUCUCUUUACCAAAGCUGGGUGAACAAGAGUCCUUCCAACAUAGCUGAGUGGCUAUCCUGGGAAGGAGGCACCCUGUGAGCACAUGGAAAUACAAUAAUGAUAUUUUAAUGUAAACCCUAAUGGUUCCACUUUUGUCAGUCAACUGAAAAAAAAAAAAAAAAAAAAAAGAUACUCAAGCAUGUCUUUUGAGUCUUCCAAAGACUGAUCUGGCAAACCCUGGCCAAAACAUUGGGUUCCUGUGCCCCCCUGCAAGACUACCAAAUGCAUGUAAGUGAACCUGUUUAUAUAUCUGACAAGCACAAGUAUUGGAUCACUUUCAAAACCUG
Messenger RNA from Octodon degus (degu), 712 nucleotides. RefSeq names its product glutamyl-tRNA amidotransferase subunit C (gene Gatc). Lineage: Eukaryota; Metazoa; Chordata; Mammalia; Rodentia; Octodontidae. Gene Ontology annotation, molecular function: glutaminyl-tRNA synthase (glutamine-hydrolyzing) activity. Gene Ontology annotation, cellular component: mitochondrion; glutamyl-tRNA(Gln) amidotransferase complex. The transcript has 4 exons. The coding region runs from base 23 to 433 and encodes 136 amino acids. The record is from RefSeq and is a predicted model, not a curated record. Gene Ontology annotation, biological process: regulation of translational fidelity; mitochondrial translation; glutaminyl-tRNAGln biosynthesis via transamidation.